Messenger RNA from Pseudozyma flocculosa PF-1, 2745 nucleotides. RefSeq lists its product as uncharacterized. Gene Ontology annotation, biological process: mRNA processing; primary miRNA processing. Lineage: Eukaryota; Fungi; Basidiomycota; Ustilaginomycetes; Ustilaginales; Ustilaginaceae. Gene Ontology annotation, cellular component: nuclear body. The transcript is spliced from 4 exons. The record is from RefSeq and is a predicted model, not a curated record. Bases 1 to 2745 code for a protein of 914 amino acids.
AUGGAAUACCGCGACUCCUAUCGUGGCUACGAACGUCCUGCGGGCUUCGACGACCCGGCGUCGGCCUACAAGCACCCGAUCGAGGAUGCCUUUGACCGAUCUCGGAAACGUGGUCGCUCGCCCUCUCCGACGUUCGACCGGUACGCCUCGGAGCGUCGGGCGAGCGCGUACGGCGCCUACCCUCCCGCUCCCGGCGACGCCUGGGACCGCGAGAGGGAGUAUCCUCCGCCCGCCGUCGACGGCAAGCCUUACGUCGCCGCUGCUCGGGGUGGCUACGACGAUUAUGGUCGCGGCGCCGACCCGUACGAGCGGGACCGCGAGCGCGCACUGGAGUGGGAGCGGUACUACCGGGAGCGAGAUCCGGCGUACCUCGACGACUACGGCGCAUCGGAUCGGGACCGCUACGAGGCGAGGAGGCGGUACGACGACGAGGACCCGCGCGACCGCCACUACCGCGAGCGCGACCGAGGCUUCGCGGCGUAUGGCGAUGUCGGGCCCGCAGCCUCGGCGACGCCCCAAAGGAGGGGCGGCCCAGACUACGGUCGCGACGUCAGCGGCUCCGCAUACCGCAACGGCGGAGGCGAGGCGCUGCCGCCACCGGACCCGAUGCAGUCCGAGACGCUGCUGCCGUUCCGGGCAUUCGCCCAGAUGACCAAGGCGGCCCACCCGUCGGCAAAGGACCGGAGCAUCGACGUGCCCACGACGCAAGAGCUGUACGAGGGCUACCAGGUCUACCGCUUGGCCUUCUCCAAGCGGGCGAUGCAGGCCUUCUUCGAGAGGCGGAAAGACGAGCCUUGGUUCCAGGAAAAGUACAGCGCGGCGGAAGGGUUCGUCGCCGCGCGGCAGAAGCGGAAGCGCGCUGGCCGCCUCGGCAGAAAGGAGGCCUGGCUCGAGGAGCUGGCGAGCGGCAAGCUCGACGCCGUCAACUUUGACCUCAAGGUGGCCACCGAAGCCUCUUCGGGCUUGUCCGCGGAUGCGGCCGGGGUAAAGGUGGAGGGCGAGGCCGAGGGGCUCGCCAGCGACAGGCAUGGCGAUGUCGACGACGAGGGGGCCGAUCCCGACGCGCGCGAGGGGAGGAACGGAAGGGACGACCACCGGGACGUCCGCCGCCCGCGGGCCGAGAGCGUGCGGAUCGGCGACCCGGUGCUCACGACGCGAUACGGCGGCAUCGAGCCGAUCCCCGGGGAGCAGGUGCCCAUUCCUGCUUCGGACUGCCAGCUGCUCGUCACGGGUAUCCCUUCGGACAUUCCACGCGCCAAGCUCGAAGAGCACCUCCAGAGCCGACCGGGCUUCCGUUACCUGGCGCUCGGAGAGCCGCACGCGGGCAAGCGGUGGCACCGCGUCGGCUGGGCCAUGUACGACGAGGGCACCGACAUGGAGGAGACGGCGCGGGCGCUCGAGGGCAAGGACAUUGACGGCUAUGCUGUCCACGUCACCGUCUCGGCGCGGCCCGCGUCGGGCAAGGUGCGAUCGGUGCCCGAGUUUGCAAACUCUUUCGUCCGGCUGCAGCAGGACCUGAAGCAGGUCAAGGCGCUGGUGGCCAAGUUCGAGGAAGAGGACCGCACCGUCCUCUUCCGCGAUGAGGCCGAAGAGGGGGCCGCCUGGCUGCAGACCAAUGCCUCGGACGCCAUCCUGGCAAGGCACCGCGAGCUGGAGCCGGAGCUCGGCGACGAAGUCUUUGAGCAGGGCUACGAUGCCGACGAGGAGCCCGAGAGGCGCGAGGCGCGCAGGGCCAAGCUCAAGAAGCACCUCGACUGGCAUCUCGACCUGUUGCGCACCGUCUACCACACCGACUACUACCUCUCGCUGAUCUGCGAGUUCGGAGAGGAGCUCCUGCGGCGGAGUCCGCGCCACGCCCGACGCCAGGCGCCGCCCGGAGUGCUCUGCGAGACGCCGAGGGAGAGCACCAACGAUGAGUCGUGGUCCAAGAGCGUCGACCAGAAGGCCACGCUGCUGCUGACGGACGACAAAUCAGAUUUGACCGAGUUUGGCGGCAAGAGCGUCGACGCCGAAAUGAUGGCUGCGGCGCUGCCCUUUGUCAAGGAAGAGGAAAAGGAGAAGCACCGCUGCGUCGUCGAGGUCGCGGGCGCUCAGUGCGGCAAGCUGUUCAAGGCGGCCAUCUUUGUGCAGAAGCACGUCCUCAACAAGCACCGCGCCUUUCUCGAGUCGCACGCCGAGCAGCCAAUCCAGGAGACGCGCUUCUUCAACAACUACGUCCGCGACCCCUGCCGACCGCAGGCGCUCGCCGGUCACUCGGGCCCGGGCGGAGGAGCCGGCACCCCGCUCUCCCAGCGCUUUGGCGGAGCCACGCCAAUGGACGCGAGCCCGGGCGCUCCGUCGCCUCUCUUCAACAGCUCGAGGGUGGGACUGAUCCGGCUCGGCGGCAGCACGGCCGCCAUGGACUCGCCGUCGUCGACGGCGUCGUACGGCCGGCGAGCGACGUCGCCCGGUCGCAGGCUGGGCGAACGCAUCGGCGGCGUCAUGCCCUCGGCCGCGGUCCCCAUGGCCGGCAACGGCGGCUACGCCAGCCCCUCGUCGGCCUCGCUCAGCAUGCGCAUCGGCGGACUGGCCCCCAACGGCAGCCCCGCGGCAGACUGGAGGUCGGGGACGGUCAAGUUGCCCGCUGAACCGCUGCCGGACCCGCCCAAGCCCCUCGACCCGCGCGCCUCCCGUACGGCGGCCAUCAACAGCUACACGGACCUUGACGGGCCGGCCCAGGGCGACGUCGACGACCUCGCCUACUAA